UGAUAGAUCCUUGACCAAGACUAGUUGCGAAGUGACGUGUCCGUGAAAUCGAGCAAACUUUAAUUUUAUCUCCAAAAUGGCACCAAAGAAUGAUGAUGUGGACGAGUUAUUUGAAGUAAGGAACUCAUUUUACAUUGGAAGCUUUCAACAGUGUAUCAACGAAGCCCAAAAGUUAAAGCCUUCAAAUCCAGAUUUGGUACUUUCAAGGGAUGUUUACAUGUACAGAGCGUAUGCUGCUGCGGGUCGAUAUGGAGUGGUAUUGGAUGAGUUGUCUAGUGCUUCAUCACCGGAGCUGAAUGCCGUACGCCUCUUUGCUGAUUACCUUGCUAACCCUGAUAGGAGAGACAAGGUUGUAUCUGAAUUGGAGAGCAAAAUGAGCAGCAGUGUGGAUGCUAACAGUGAUACAUUUCUACUUAUGGCUGGAUCUAUCUACUACCAUGAACAGAACUAUGAUUCGGCCCUGAGAUGUUUACGGCAGUCUGACUCACUGGAAUGCAUUGCAAUGAGUGUACAAUGCUACUUGAGUUUGGAUAAAGUUGAUCUAGCAAGGAAAGAAGUGAAGAAAAUGCAGGAAAAGGACGAUGACGCCACCCUUACACAGCUAGCACAAGCAUGGUUUAAUUUAGCAGUGGGAGGCGAGAAGCUGCAGGAUGCCUUCUACAUCUUCCAGGAGCUAGCGGACAAGAACUCCUCCACCUCGCUCCUCCUCAACGGUCAAGCCUCGGCUUACAUGCAGCAGAACAAGAUGGAGGAUGCCGAGGACAUCCUCCAGGAAGCCAUCAACAAGGAUAGCAACUGUCCGGAGACACUUAUCAACAUGAUUGUACUCUCACAACAUAUGGGAAAAGCACCAGAGGUGACCAACCGCUACCUGACACAACUGAAAGAUUCACAUGCCAGACAUCCAUUUGUAAAGGACUAUUUAGAAAAGGAAGCAGAGUUUGAUCGCUUAGCAACCCAGUACGUCUCCAGCUAGAGGUCACAGUCUGUUUGUAUGAUGUCAUUCCAUGUGAAAUAAAGAACUUUAUUCUCUGUAAAUAGAUUCAUAUUAUGACCCUUUCUAUCUGGUAUGACUUCAAGGAUGAACCACAUAGGUUUAUGCUCUUGGUAUCAUGUGGAAGGUUUAAGGUUCAAAUCUGACUCGCUGCCUUUUUU
Molecule: messenger RNA, 1155 nt
Organism: Lytechinus variegatus (green sea urchin)
Lineage: Eukaryota; Metazoa; Echinodermata; Echinoidea; Temnopleuroida; Toxopneustidae
Gene: cope
Product: coatomer subunit epsilon-like
Exons: 11
Coding region: 77-976 (299 amino acids)
Biological process (GO): intra-Golgi vesicle-mediated transport; endoplasmic reticulum to Golgi vesicle-mediated transport; retrograde vesicle-mediated transport, Golgi to endoplasmic reticulum
Cellular component (GO): COPI vesicle coat
Molecular function (GO): protein binding; structural molecule activity
Source: RefSeq, a predicted model, not a curated record